Phragmites australis (common reed) is the source of this 1457-nucleotide messenger RNA. Its product is annotated as GATA transcription factor 1-like. The transcript has 2 exons. Lineage: Eukaryota; Viridiplantae; Streptophyta; Magnoliopsida; Poales; Poaceae. The coding region runs from base 110 to 1186 and encodes 358 amino acids. Gene Ontology annotation, biological process: regulation of DNA-templated transcription. Gene Ontology annotation, molecular function: sequence-specific DNA binding; zinc ion binding. The record is from RefSeq and is a predicted model, not a curated record.
AGGCGGAAGAACUCACGUUCACAGCAUCCUAGGAAGUAGGAACAAAAACCCGAAAACCUUUUGCUUUAUCCCCUGCGCGUCCUAGAGGUUUGGGAGGUAAACGGCGGCCAUGGUGAUGGUGGACGCGCUCCACGGCGAAUCGGCAGCGGCGGUCGCGGACGAGCUCUUCGGCGGCGGCACCGGCAGCGCCGACCUCCAGGCCUUCUUUGACCACGCGGCGCUGGAGGUGAAGGCUAGCGGCGGCGGCGGCGAGGAGGGGGAGGAGGAGCUGGAGUGGCUGUCGAACAAGGACGCGUUCCCGGCUGUGGAGACGAUGGCGCCGGCGGGGGCGCGGCCGCGGACGAAGGCCGUGCGGCGGCCCCGGCGGGUGGUGGCGUGGAGCACGGAGGGGCGGCAGUGCCGGCACUGCGGGACAGUGGAGACGCCGCAGUGGCGCGACGGCCCGGAGGGGCGCCGCACGCUGUGCAACGCGUGCGGCGUGCGGUACAGGACCGGCCGGCUGUUGCCGGAGUACCGGCCGCUGAAAAGCCCCACCUUUUCCCCGGAGCUGCACUCCAACAGGCACCGCCGCGUCGUCGAGUUGCGCCGCCGCGGGCAGGACUCGAUAAAGGCCUCCCCUGCCACCGCCGGCGACGGCGAGGAGGGGGGAGAAGAGCUGGGGUGGCUGUCGAACAAGGACGCGUUCCCGGCGAUGGAGAUGAUGGUGCCGACGGGGGCGCGGCCGCGGACAAAGGGCGUGCGGCGGCCCCGGCGGGUGGUGGCGUGGAGCCCGCCGCCGCCGCCCAGGACGCCGGCGGCGGCUGCGAGGCGGCAGUGGAGUCGGCGAGGAGGAGGAGCUGGAGUGGCUGUCGAACAAGGAAGCGUCCCCGACGUUGGUGACGAUGGCGCCAGCGGCAGCGCGACCGCGGGCGAAGGGCGUGCGGUGGCCCCGGCGGGACGGCGGUGCCAGCACUGCGGGACAGAGGAGACGCCGCAGUGGCGCGUGGGCCCCGAGGGGCGCCGCACGCUGUGCAACGCGUGCGGCGUGCAGUACAGGGGCGGCCGGUUGGUGCCGGAGUACCGACCGCUGAACAGCCCCACCUUCUCCCCUGCGCUGCACUCCAACAUCCGCAGCCGCGUCAUCGAGAUGUGCCGCCGCCGGGAGGAGUCGGCCAAGGCCUUCCCCGCCGCCGACAGCGCCAUGUGAAGCAGGGUUAAUUAACAACACAAUUUGUCAAUUUUGCCUGAUGAUCAGUCUAAUCUAGAGGUUUAAGCUUUUGGCCCUUCCUAUUGGUUUUAGGAAUAGUACCGUUUCCAAGGACUUACUGAUGCACGUUUGUUUUAGCUUUAGAUUACGAUUUAGAUUGCGAGUUAGUUUAUAGAAUAUUUUGAAGUUUUUUCCUAUUAGAUCGUAGAUUAUGGGAUUUUAUAGUAUAACUUAUCAGCUUCUAUAUUGGGAAAAUUUAUUUUUACUUUUA